This is a messenger RNA of Octopus bimaculoides (California two-spot octopus), 3255 nucleotides long. RefSeq lists its product as uncharacterized. Gene Ontology annotation, cellular component: membrane. Lineage: Eukaryota; Metazoa; Mollusca; Cephalopoda; Octopoda; Octopodidae. The record is from RefSeq and is a predicted model, not a curated record. Gene Ontology annotation, molecular function: protein binding.
AUGAAUACUGAUCUUGUAGAACAUGUAUUGUACGAGUCAUGUUGUAAUAUUGGGAGUCGUGGCAUUGAUCUUAUGGCGGCUAAAAUCAGACCUUCCAUUCCUGGUCUUUUAUUUCAAAGCUUUUUCAGCAAUUGUCUGUCUUUCAUAUUGGAUUACUUCCUCUUUGUUCAGUCUUGCUGUCGUAGUGAUGAUGACAUCGCAGACCAAGGAUUACGACUGGCUGCCAGCACGGUGACCUCAUUUCUCGUACUAGCUCUGCUGCUUUUUAUGGUCCAUCGCCUCUGUCAACGUAGACAUCUCAUACAAAUGAGAACAGCAUCAACAUCAACAUCAAAAGCAGAUAAAUUUGCACCUUGGUACAUCAAGCGCUCUGAAAGUAUCGAAAUUCGACGAGAAAGCCACAGUCCACGUAAUUCAUAUUGUUUUCGAAACAAUUACAUUCCUUCUGAUACCAGUGAUUCAUCAGAAUCUGAGCAAGAAUCCGCCGAUGUUUCUAGUUCUUGGCUCAAGUCUAGUAACAGCGCUGUGGGAUUUUCUCUGGGAACCAAUAACCAACAACCGCAACAAUCAACAGCCGCUGGGUCUGCUGUUUCCUCUUUCAAACCGAGUGUUUCAAAAUCUAGUGACUGCUAUACUGGUUGGGAAAAACAGCCAGCACACGAGAAUUCAACUGGUGAUUCUGUUAACGAGUCUAAAAGCACAGCAAAUGCAGAAGUAACCAAAUCAGCUGUUCCUGGAAAGCCGGUUCGGAUAAGUUAUAUUGACUCUCCAAAUCAGCAAUCUGUCAGUCACGGAACCAACAGUAACAAAACCGAUGUUGUCAGCGAACAAGGUGAAAAAUCUGAUAUUUCCAAAUUGAAUUCAGCUAAUCAGUUAGCUAACUCUUCUUUUGUUCAAAGCCAUGAUUUUGGUGUGACAUCAUCAGCUCUUCAGAUUCGAAAUAGCCUGCCUCCCCUGGAAUUGAAACCCUUGCAACCAGACCUCCAGAAAUCCGAGAUGGCUACUCAGACGAGUAAAAUUACUCCUCCAAGUGUCCUGUCCUUGACUUCUGGAGCCAGUGGAAGCGGCUUACUUUCUGUUGAACAUGCUGAGGAUAGCUUAUCAGAACGCGGCUUCCGUGACUUACAUCAUCCUGCAACUAUACUGAGUGGCCGACUGCAGAGCCCUGGCACCCCUGUAUCCUCGGGGUCAUCUCCGUCGAGGAAUAGCAUGGGUACAUUGCAAGACCGCUCCAAUUCACUAACUUCUGAUAUAUCUUUGUUCUCAAUUUGUUCGGAGACUGGUGAGAAGAAGAGACCGAAAAACAACUCCUCUUCGUGCACCUCUACUCCUUCCACUAUCACCAGCAGCAACACAAUUGAAGCUACACACAAUGCUGGCAACAGCCACCUUAUCAAGAAUGAAAACCCUUACGCUGACCCCUUUCAUACAAAAACCAUUAAAGAUGGUGGUGAUAGUGGUAACAUAACGAACAUGGUGAAUCCGGUCACAGCUGGUGCUACUCAUUUGCCAAUCCAACGACACGAGCCCUUGACCACCGCGAGCUUAGUGUCCAAUAUUCUUAAGCGUUAUUCAGACAUUCCUCGACAAUCAGUAGAACAUGACGAAAACAGCUACUCGAAGCCUUCAUCCUCAGCUCCUCCGACUUCUCUUCCUCCUCCUUCAACAUCCACGUCUUCAUCACUGAUUGCCCAGCAUCAACACUUCAAACCACAAAGCAACCACAUUCAUACCACUUCUGCAUCCAGUUCUAGUGCUCACCAUCAAGUUAACAGCCACAUUCCCCAUCACUCUCACCAUUCCAGUUGGAGCUGUGAUCCAUCAAGUAUUACAAUGGCUGGCAACAGCGCUACAGGCAGGCUGAUCAAAAGAAGUGAUUGCACAUUAACUCAAUCAUAUCCUCGCAAAUCUGAGAUUCGUUCCUUGGAUAAUCGCAAGUCAAUCGACGACAUCAUACGAACUAUUGACAUCACACCUGUUCUGCAGAGCAUUGCGAAGCCUUUAGAUAUCCUACGAGAUAGCACUCAUUUAGGGUCUGCAUCAGGUUCAAAAGAAUUAGCCCCUUCCUUCACUUCAGGAGCUACAUCGAGGACUAACAGCUCUUCUACUACCAGCAAAGCUAUGACUGCAACUCACGUCACAAGUUCCAGUAUCACAAACUUCAGUAAGUUUGGUCCACUUAAUGCCAGCCCCAAGGACUGUCUCUCAAGCAGCUUUCCAUUUACUGAUAAAACCUCACCCCCACCUCCACUGCCAGUGUACCCUAAACCCAAAGCAAGUCCUGCAGACCGUAAGAAACGACAUUCCCUUGGCAGUAUGUCUAAAGCUAGCAAAAGAUCGGGCCACAAGUCAGCAAACCAUCAAGAAAACACCAACUGCAAGAGUGCCUCAACCACUUCAAGUAGUCUUUUGAACAGUAUACAAAACUCUUUCAACAUGUCGACUACUCAAGCUGUGAAAUCUUCUGACUCCUCACAGACCCACGAUAGCAAUUUCCAUAGUAACGCUAAUAAAAUAUGUGAGCCUUGUUACAAGCAGUACGGUUACGUCGAGAGGUUGACCGCAUCGCACAGUUGCGGCCAUAAAAAAGAACACGGCAAAAGUGUUACGGAUCACUUCAAAGACAGAAAUGCUGAGAAAGAGGGUGAAUCAAAUAAACUGUCUCCUUCUAUGAUGAAAUACCUAACUGCUAGUCCCAAAUCCUCCAACACAGGCCAAUUAUCAUACCCAACAGACAAUGCUCACGGCACCAUGAAGCCAAACGGUGCUGGGGCUGGUCAGAAUAGUAGUUCUUCCGGCUACAAAGUUAAAAAAAUGUCACAUCCUAGAAUUUCUCCAGAUCACAAAACCAAAUCUAGCUCUUCAGCUACUCAUAAGUCUACAAGUGGGAGCAGCUGUACUACAACUGCAAGUGUGGAGGUCCAUCAACCGCCCAGCGGAGUGAUACCAAAGAAGAGACACGCUCGCAGUAAAGAUAAAAAUCGGAAAUCAUACCCUGGUGCUAGCCCAGAUACAACGCCAAGAGAGACCAAAAUCGUUUCCAGUCCUUGGAUGGCUCCAUCAUCAUCAUCUGCAAGUUCAGCAAGUCGCAAACCAGAGAAAUCUCACCGCUCUAAUAAGCAUGGCAACUCCAGUAGUGUUGCUCUGGAUUUGUCACGAAACUACACUAAUGAGGGGAACUCCUCCACAAAUCAAACAAGCCGUCAUGGCAACUCUGUACAGAACCACAUGAGCCAGCUGUCCAGUUAUGUAUAG